AUGCCUGCCCAAUUACCGCAAGUUGCGUACAAGCGCAUAUCCCAACCCGAAGUCGGUGUCAACAACUACCAAGGUUUCACCCCUGGCAAGGUUGAAAUCAUCAAGAAGGGAACACGGCCUUACGAGGGUCGAGCCUUGGAGAGCGACAUUCGAAUAGACCAUGAUGUCGAGAUCAAGGUCCGCGACGGUGUGCGACUGUAUGCGGACAUCUAUCGACCCGCAGACGCGAAAGACAACGAAAAGCUACCAGCCGUCGUUAGUUGGUCGUGUUACGGAAAAAAGUAUUCCGCGCUUCACAUGCUUCCCAUGUGUGUAUGGCAAUGCUGCGUGCCCAAAGAGGCUUUGAGCGGCUUGGAGAAGUUCGAAGGCCUGGAUCCAGUUACAUGGUGUCCCCGUGGCUAUGCCAUCGUCUCCGUCGACUCCCGCGGUACCGGCGAUUCUGAUGGGUCCAUCCCACUCAUGGGCUCUCAGGACGCCGAAGACUGCUACGAUGUCAUUGAAGCGCUUGCAGCAAUGCCGUGGAGUAAUGGCAAGGUUGGUAUGGCCGGCAACUCGGCAUUGGCCAUCAUCCAGUGGCAUGUUGCUUCACUUCGGCCUCCCCAUCUCGCUGCGAUUGCGCCCUGGGAAGGAUCUGGAGAUAUCUACCGCGAGCAGUUCUGCCGUGGUGGUAUCUUUUCAAUGUCCAACUUCGAUCUUAUUACGAAAUUCAUCAUCAAGACCAACAAUCCGAACGGCGGCAUCGAGGAUAUGGCCGAGAUGUACCGAAGAUCGCCGGUUUCGAAUGCCUACUGGGAGGAUAAGCGACCUGACAUGACCAAAAUCGAAUGUCCAGUCUACAUCAGUGGAAGUGACUUCAGCAGUAUCCACACCAUGGGUUCCAUACGAGCGUGGCUCGAACUUCCUCAUAACAAGAAAUGGAUCCGAUGGAGUUCAUACCAAGAGUGGUAUGAGCUGUAUUGCGUCAAACAUUCUCACGAUGAACUGCAAAAGUACUUUGACUACUAUUUGAAGGGCAUUGCGAACGACUGGGAAUCAACCCCCAAAGUGCGAUGGUCAGCAUUACAAUUUGGAGACCAAGACGCAAUUGACAACAUCGAAUACGGCGAUUUUCCCGUACCAGACACACAGUAUCGCCAUUUCCACUUUUCCAAAUCAGGCCUCAGCGAGAAACCAUCUUCCACAGCAGAAGUGCUAUCUUACAACUCCGAGGACUCGAAGUCAAUUGCAGAAUUUACGCAUACUUUCACUGAAAAGUCUCGCCUCAUUGGACUACCCAAAGCCGUUCUGUACAUGUCCUGCCCUUCACACGACGAUCUCAAUGUCUUCGUCAUCUUGCGCAAGCGUGAAAAGAACGGCGAGUUGAUGAUGCAUCUCUGCUUCCCCUUCUCCGCCAUUCCAGAAGAAAUCAAGAGCAUUGCAGACAUCCCAGCAAAAGAUCGCCAAAGCACUAACCUACAUAUGGGGAGUGUGGGUACUCUACGUGCAAGUCACCGACGAUUCAUUCCAGAAAAGUCUAUUCACGAACAGUUUCCUUUCCACCCUCACGAUAUCGAGGAAAAAAUCACGCCUGGUGACAUUGUCAAGCUUGAGAUCGGAAUUUGGUCUAUGGGUGUAGACUUUGAGGAGGGCCAAUCUAUCAGUGUUCAGGUCUCGGGAACAUUCCCAUCGAUUGCAGAGUACACUGCAUUUUCAACUGAGCGGCCAGAGCAUGAGAGAAACAAGGGAGAGCACCGGAUUCACAUUGGCCCAGAUACCCCCAGUCGUGUUAUCCUGCCAUUUGUCUCGAUAUAG
Pyrenophora tritici-repentis Pt-1C-BFP is the source of this 1791-nucleotide messenger RNA. RefSeq names its product x-pro dipeptidyl-peptidase c-terminal non-catalytic domain-containing protein. Lineage: Eukaryota; Fungi; Ascomycota; Dothideomycetes; Pleosporales; Pleosporaceae. The record is from RefSeq and is a predicted model, not a curated record. Gene Ontology annotation, molecular function: dipeptidyl-peptidase activity.